Molecule: messenger RNA, 570 nt
Organism: Suillus subaureus
Lineage: Eukaryota; Fungi; Basidiomycota; Agaricomycetes; Boletales; Suillaceae
Exons: 6
Coding region: 112-570 (152 amino acids)
Source: RefSeq, a predicted model, not a curated record
GGUAUUUACUAUUUACCCCAAGUCGCUAUGGUUGAACGUUGGAUUAUUUUGGAUUCUGGGUUUUGAAUCGGCAACUGGAAGACAUGACGAUCGGAUUUCCGGUGGUUGAGGAUGGCGAUUGGCGAUGACCUACUAGAUGACCCCACUAAAACUCUGGAGAUGUGGCGGAUUGUGGCCAGUACCGAUAACGGGCUUAUCGAUCACGGUUGGUAUGGGCAAAUUGGAGAUCAACCGUCGGUGAACGGGUUGGAAAUUCCUGGCCUCAAAGAAGCGUUGGUCAAGAUUCUUCAUGACUUCCACCUUCAAAUCUCCCUUCUGGAGGGAUGCCAAACAAUCCUCAACGGUGACAGUUCCGACCUUGCCAAAACGCGAUCAAAGGGCCAGAAUAGCGGGUUUUUCAUGAAAUCAAGAACAAUUUGUGUGCUAUUUCAUGCCAGCUGCAUAGAUGGCAUGACAGACAUUUACAGCCACGAGGAGCCCAGUGAAGGCAUGAGUAUGCUCGCCAGUGGAGUAAGCGCUAAGAUUGCUUUGCAUUUCGUCAAUACUUUUGAUCAAGCAUCAUUUGUUUAA